UAGCAGCUCAUCGCAAAAUAAGUACUGUAUUCAAGCUAACCCCGGUGACACGUAGUUCAAUCGAAAUGAUGCAUUUGUGUGUACUUCUGCCAAUAGUAACCGUUCAGGUAUGAAUAGAAAACGAGCUCUGAUUUCCGACAUUUUCAAGGUGAAAAAAAGCCGAACUGCUACCGAGAAGUUUGGUAUCAAGAGUGACGAACAAGGUCCACCUGAUGUUCGAGCGAGCCUCGAGUACCUCAUGACACUGUUCCCCAGAAAGCUUUUCAAUGACACUUUGCCUCAAAUUGUACUCAAGCACCAACUGUACAGCAUUCACCAUGACAAGACUCUGGUGGACAAAGAAGUGAAUAAGCUGUGCGAGAAUGGGGAGCUGCUCAUGUUCCAGCUCGGCUUCGACGCCGAGGCAUUUGGCCUGGUUUUCACGUCCGACUACAAGGCCAAAGUGUUGGCCGGAGAAGAGGGCAAAGCGACUCGAGGGACGGUGGACAAAUUCUUGGAGAAAGUUUUGUCGCCUUGCACAGAUCUGAGCUUCAACAAAUACCAGAUGAUCAGGGAUUUCCUCUUCACGGAUGCUGAAAUCACGCAACUGGUGAAAGCUGGGGUGCUGACUGUGAGGGACGCCGGCAGCUGGUGGCUCUCCAUUCCCAACUCUGGCAGAUUCACCAAAUACUUCAUACAAGGUCGGAAAGGCGUGCUGGGCAUGGUGAAGAAGUCUAGGUACGGAGAAGCUUUACAGGCCGAACUUGAGGGGCGGCGGACCACCUCGCAAGUGAAAUUCCACAUCAAGUACCACAUCCAUGAUCUCGUCGGCGCCGAGCUGGUAGACAGCAUACCAACUACUUCGGGAACGUUGUUACGAUUUGUUGACUCCUGAAGUAGUGACGAGGAGACUAAAAAGCCGCUCAUCUUGGUUCUGUAUCGUUUUGUGAUGUUUGCAAAACUUUUUAAAACCCUGUGGGUUCAUGAAAUAUACUUACUGUUCUAGACCUUGUCAGGUUUUUGAUUUAUGUAAUAAAAGUCAUGAGCAUGAUUUGUAGCUGGUGGUUUUUGGCACAGCAACUAGCUGCUCAGCUUCAGUCAAGUCCUUAAAGCGGAACAGAUUUGUAAGUAAUGAGAAUAUGCAUCACUGAGUCAAAAAAGUAAUGAAAUUGCUCACAGGUAAGUAGUAAUUGUUUUGCAGUUUGCAAAGCGCCAACAUACUGUACACAGUGGCACGCUCGCACUUUCUGAGCAUUUUUAUUUCAUUUGUAAGACAAUUCUUUUUUUAUUAAGAUGAGUUUGAAAUGAUAGUUCUUGGAUCUUAUUUUGGGAUAAAAAUUAUGCUUUAUAUUAAUACUGGCAAUGAAUGAAAAAUAUGUGGGCAUACAUUACAAAUGUUUGCUAUUGCCACAAGUGUGUGUCUGUUGAUGAAAAUGAUGGAUCACACAUCCCGGGUUCAAUUUUAUUGAAAUUUAUUGGCUUUUUCAAAAACAAAAAAAAAGUGACGAUAGCUUUGUAUUCAUAGAAGGAGUCACAAUGACAUUGGCUUGAAUUAAAGCACAGCUUGAUGUCUGAAUAGAAAAAAAACAACAGAUGAGCAAUGUGUUCUUUAACUCAUUGUACUAGUAGUUUAAAUACAUUUUUAAAGAGGCAAACAAAACAAAUGCAGCGAUCCUAAUUUGAAUGUUUUUUUUUCAGUAUACGUCGCACAUACAUGCCAUCGGCGUCAUUACACUAAGACAGGCUUGAUCGGGAGGUUAUUAAAGUAGCGUUAGCGGUAAAAGAGAAACAAAUAAUAAAAGCAUAUUCAUAGUGUUAGUCCAACAAUACAGUGAGUGGAGUGUAAGAUACAAAAAAAAAAAAAAAAAAUCACGAUAACAAAGGAGUACACCAUCUACUACGCCAGAACCGACAGUAGCUUUGACAGGCACAGAUGCUCGUCAUCUUAAGUGACUUCACUUCGCCAGUAGUGAUGCGAUUUCAAAAUAAACAAAGGAGUAAAAAAAAAAAAGUUGCUGAUAAAUGCCCAAGGAGCAUCAAUGGUGCUCUUGUUCCCCGCCACCAACUGUUCCAAAAAUCUACAAAGACAUGUCUGGGGAGAGGGGGAAGAAAAUGCUUUGCCCGGAUGGUUUUAGGAGGGUUUGAGGGUUAAAAGCACUGUCGGUGUUAAAAAACAAAACAAAAA
This is a messenger RNA of Hippocampus zosterae (dwarf seahorse), 2164 nucleotides long. RefSeq names its product serine/threonine kinase 19 (gene whr1). Gene Ontology annotation, molecular function: protein serine/threonine kinase activity. Gene Ontology annotation, biological process: positive regulation of Ras protein signal transduction; protein phosphorylation. Lineage: Eukaryota; Metazoa; Chordata; Actinopteri; Syngnathiformes; Syngnathidae. The record is from RefSeq and is a predicted model, not a curated record. Bases 110 to 874 code for a protein of 254 amino acids. The transcript is spliced from 7 exons.